AUGGACACCGACUUCGCUGUCUUGUCAAAGUAUAAGCCUUCGCAACCUUUGCCCAGCUUUAGUCAUUGGCACUUGGACAAGUCUAGAUUAUGUUUGUGGGCCCCAUCCAUCCGAGUCGUCUCCACAAGAAUAUCAUCUUCGGUGACAUCUGUCGUCUCAUAUCAUGACGCGGAAGGCUCGCUGACUGUCAAUUUCAGAAUUGUCAUCGAAGCGUGGUCACUCAAGAAUUGUCAUAAAAGCGUGAUCAUACCGGAACUAUCAUCGAAGCAUGAUCGUUUAAGAAUUUUUACCGAAGAUUUUUUAUCGAAGAUUUUUUAUCGAAGCGUGAUCAUUCAAGAUUUUUUAUCGAAGCGUGAUCAUUCAAGAUUUUUUAUCGAAGGUGCGUACCGGUUUCUCUUUCUCAAGUUACUGACUAUUUCACAGCGUGAUCAUUCAAGCGUGAUCAUUCAAGAUUUUUUAUCGAAGCGUGAUCAUUCAAGAUUUUUUAUCGAAGAUUUUUUAUCGAAGCGUGAUCACUCAAGAAAACUCCCAAGGACGAUCCUUGAAGAGAUAACUCCCAAGAUCGUCCGAGGCCGAAGUAAAGCGCGAUUGCCGGAGAGAGCGACGAGAAAGGAUACUACAAGAGAGCAGCAGGAAAGGAUGCUCGUUCAAGAAUGCAACGCGAAAGCACGGGUAUUCGAGACCGACGGGAAAGUUGCUCAAGCGAUGGAAAGGGCUCCCGGUCGAGAGAGUAGAGGUAAAGAGUUCUCGUUCGAGAGAGUAACGGAAAAGAGCUGGGAGAAGAAGUUGCAGGGCGGCUGCGAUUUGGCGUUCCGCUCGGGGAAAGAAAAACUGCAGUUGAAACCCCUGCAGGUUGAUGUUAAGACCACGCAGUCGGCCAAAAUCAAGGAUGCCGGAUAG
This is a messenger RNA of Punctularia strigosozonata HHB-11173 SS5, 900 nucleotides long. RefSeq lists its product as uncharacterized. The record is from RefSeq and is a predicted model, not a curated record. The coding region runs from base 1 to 900 and encodes 299 amino acids. The transcript is spliced from 46 exons. Lineage: Eukaryota; Fungi; Basidiomycota; Agaricomycetes; Corticiales; Punctulariaceae.